ACCUACAUCGGCCUUCUUCAACAUAGUGACCUCCAGGUGUAUUUGACUUCUGCUUCCUUGGAGUUACUCCAAUGUAUCUAAAGGCCAACAGCAUUUUGGAGACAUGACCGUCACAUAUUCCAGUAAAGUUGCAAAUGCUACCUUCUUUGGGUUCCACAGGCUACUUCUCAAAUGGAAAGGAAGCAUCUACAAACUGCUUUACCGAGAAUUUAUUCUCUUUGCCUGUCUUUACACAGCGAUAAGUAUAUUGUAUAGAUGUUUCCUUUCGGUAAGCCAGAAACGGUACUUUGAGAAAUUGUCCAUUUACUGUGACAAAUAUGCAGAACAAAUCCCAGUCACUUUUGUUCUGGGGUUCUAUGUUACUUUGGUGGUGAACCGUUGGUGGAACCAAUUUGUAAAUCUGCCAUGGCCAGACAGAAUUAUGUUCUUGAUCUCCAGCACUGUUCAGGGAAGAGAUGAGUAUGGUCGUUUACUCAGGAGAACUCUAAUGCGUUAUGUGAAUUUAACAUCUCUCCUCAUCUUUCGAUCAGUGAGCACAGCCGUCUACAAAAGAUUUCCAACCAUAGAACAUGUGGUAGAAGGAGGUUUUAUGACAGCAGAGGAAAGGAAAAUAUUUGAUGAUCUUAAAUCACCCCAUCUUAAAUACUGGAUCCCUUUUGUUUGGUUUGGAAAUUUGGCAGCCAAAGCAAGACAAGAUGGAAGGAUCAGAGAUAGUGUGGACUUGCAGACACUGAUGAAUGAGAUGAAUCGGUAUCGAUCAUGGUGUAGCCUGCUAUUUGGUUAUGACUGGGUUGGAAUUCCUCUCGUGUACACACAGGUUGUCACUCUCGCUGUUUAUACUUUCUUCUUCACAUGCCUAAUAGGACGUCAGUUUUUGGAUCCUGAUCAAAGCAUCCCAGGUCACGAUUUAGAUCUUUACAUUCCUAUCUUCACAUUGUUACAGUUUUUCUUCUAUGCAGGAUGGCUUAAGGUUGCUGAGCAGCUUAUCAACCCAUUUGGUGAAGAUGAUGAUGAUUUUGAAACCAAUUGGUGCAUUGAUAGGAAUCUCCAGGUUUCACUGUUGGCUGUUGAUGAAAUGCAUAUGAAUCUACCAAGAAUGAAAAAAGAUAUUUACUGGAAUGAUUCCUCAGCUCGUCCACCAUAUACAUUAGCAGCUGCAGAUUCCUGCAUUCCAUCUUUCCUUGGAUCAACUAUUGAAAUGGGCCUGGCAGACAGCCAGUUCUCCCAUGCAGAAAACUGGCUCUGGGAUGAUGAUAAACCCAGAAGGCAGCGUUCGGUGCUGCGAAAAGUGAAGCGCUUUCUGAGUGUCCGAGAAGUCUCUCCUUCCCCCAGCAGGAGGACCUACCAACGACAGUCAAGUGAAAGCUCAAUUUUUUUCCCCUCACAUGAAAUGCAUCAUAUCGAUACUUUGCUGGAAAUGCACUCUAGAGGGAGACACUUCCCCUUAAAUGCCAGGAAAAUUCAUGACUGGCCUGAUAAGAAUGGAAAAAUGCAUGGAAGUAUAGAUCUUAAAGUUAUUCGAGAAACCAGCAAGAAUGAUGCUCCAGAGACCUCCUACCAAUCCAGAAUGGAUAAGAGAAUUACCAAAGCAAGCUCACCAGUGGUUGAAAAGGCUCUUGUCAAAACUGAGAACAAAGAAACCAGAGUGGAUUCACAGAUGCACAACGUCUCCCAUGUCAUGACAGGAAGAGAUUUUGGCAGCCAAAGUGAGUCAGAGACAGACUCUGAAGGACUUGUGCUGACCCACUGUGGAUCACCCAAUAGUAAUGCAGAUUUGUUGGUAACGCCUUCAGAAACAAAACCUCUUCAUAUGGAAUCCAAGCAGCAGGAUUCAUCCUUGGGCAUGCCGAAAGGAGAUAAAUCACCCUCAUCUCAAAAGUCAUCUGUCAAUACAGCAGAUAAUCAAAGAUGGAGAUUCCCAGAUGUUCUUGCCCAACAUGAGGUGCUCAGUACCAAAGAACUGGCAACUUCCUCUGAAAAAAGCAACUUAAGCACAGAAAGCACACCGGCUUCUAGUCCUACUUCUCCAAAUACACUUGACAUACGCUACUUACUAGAGCAAGCAGAUAUUAAAGAAACCGAUAUUCUUCACAUAGCUGAGUUUAACAAUGAUCUCCACUCUACUAAAGAUCACCUCUGACAAAUAGAAAGCUAUGGACUCAUGGUUUUGUUAUGAACUCCUGGAAUGCAGAAUGUUAAUUUCCCUUGGAGAAACAAA
Python bivittatus (Burmese python) is the source of this 2218-nucleotide messenger RNA. RefSeq names its product bestrophin 3 (gene BEST3). Gene Ontology annotation, molecular function: chloride channel activity. NCBI's taxonomy places the organism in Eukaryota, Metazoa, Chordata, Lepidosauria, Squamata, Pythonidae. The record is from RefSeq and is a predicted model, not a curated record.